CCGAGUGUUGAUUCCGAACCGAGCGCAUCUUCAGCUCCAACCCUUUUACGGGUAGAAUUUCCAUUACUUGAAGUCUUUUUCAAUACUGUCGUCCCUGCUAUGCAUUUCCAGUCGGUGGGAAACACUGAAUAACGAUUUUACGCCUACUGGCACAUUGCAGGUUACUUUGUUGCCUUGCCAACUACGCGUUCCGGACAUAAUUAAUAUUUGGUAGUAACAAGUCACCAGAUGUUUUGGCAUACAUCGCCCACAGUUCAACUGGGUCGGGGAAUCUGUGCUCCACCAAAUUAAACAAUGUCUCUAUGGAUUGGAAUACAUGUCAUCUAUUUUCUCUUCUCCACAAAAACAUCUUGCGCUUUGGUGAGAAAAAAAGCUGUCGUAGGUUUUACCACCAUUUCCAUAUGGAAGAAAUAAAUAAGUGAUUACAUAUCUACACCAAGAGGAAUGAGUCGCCUUUUUACAAACAUCUUUACGGCCUUAAUUGCAUCUUUAAUUGGGACGGUCAACUACAGGAUGACAGAUGCAAAGGAGUAUGACUCCAGAUCCUCAGGAAGAGGCUCAACUAAGCUGAUGUCCCCAUCUGACUUCUUGGAUAAACUGAUGGGCAGAACAUCAGGUUAUGAUGCUAGGAUCAGACCCAAUUUUAAAGGUCCCCCAGUAAAUGUUACCUGCAACAUAUUUAUCAACAGCUUUGGCUCAAUAGCUGAAACCACAAUGGACUACAGAGUAAACAUCUUCUUGCGUCAGAAUUGGAAUGACCCACGGCUCGCCUACAGCGAGUUUCCAGACUCCUCCCUGGACCUAGACCCUUCCAUGUUGGACUCGAUUUGGAAGCCUGAUCUAUUCUUUGCCAAUGAGAAGGGUGCGAAUUUCCAUGAUGUUACCACUGACAACAAACUUCUGAGAAUCUUCAAAGAUGGAACGGUCCUUUACAGUAUCAGGCUGACUUUAAUCCUGUCUUGUCCAAUGGAUUUGAAAAACUUCCCUAUGGAUGUGCAGACAUGCACCAUGCAGCUGGAAAGCUUUGGCUACACCAUGAACGACUUGAUAUUUGAAUGGAAGGAUGAUAGUCCUGUGCAGGUUGCAGAUGGUCUGACCCUACCACAGUUCAUCUUAAAAGAUGAAAAAGAACUGGGAUACUGCACCAAACAUUACAACACAGGUAAAUUCACCUGCAUUGAGGUGAACUUCCAUCUGGAGAGACAGAUGGGCUACUACCUGAUCCAGAUGUACAUUCCCAGUCUUCUCAUCGUCAUCCUGUCCUGGGUGUCCUUCUGGAUCAACAUGGACGCCGCACCUGCCAGAGUGGCACUGGGCAUCACCACAGUGCUCACCAUGACAACACAGAGUUCAGGCUCGCGCGCAUCUCUGCCAAAAGUCUCCUAUGUGAAGGCCAUAGAUAUCUGGAUGGCGGUGUGCCUCUUGUUCGUAUUUGCUGCCCUGCUGGAGUAUGCAGGAGUAAACUUUGUCUCCCGGCAACAGAAGGAGUUUCUGCGCUUAAAGCGAAGACAGAGAAGAAACAAGGAUGACGAGGGUCGUUUGAACUUUUCGGGCUACACCAUGGGCCCCUGUCUGCAGAUGAAGGAUGGUAACGCCAUCAAAAGUGCGACGCCGAAUGCAGUGCAGGUGGGCCCCACACAGCGGGAGACGGAUAUCAUAAAGAAGAAGUUUGUGGACAGGGCCAAGAGGAUUGACACGGUGUCUCGAGCUGCCUUUCCCCUCGCCUUCCUCAUUUUCAACAUCUUUUACUGGAUUACGUACAAAAUCAUCAGACAUGAGGACGUCCACAAAAAGUAGCGCUACCAACCAAGGGGAUCUGCCAAAAAAGGUAGCGGCUAUUGGUUGUCAGUUUCUCUAGGGGGAGGAUCGUGUCUGGGACAGGUCGCCAGUGGACCUCUACAUAGAGGGGAGCAGUGAUGUGAAAUUUGUUUUCUCUCUGGGAUAACAAAUCUGGGUUUAGCUUUCUGAAGAAAUGGACAGAGUCCCACACAGUGCAGUGUUUCUGAUGAGAUGUGAUAAGCGUUCAGGAGCCAUGGUCUCCAGGAUGGUUAAACUGUUUCAACUACUGAUGGGCCAAAUGUUGUGUGAGAUCACCACCAUUGUAUUAUUAUUGCAUUGAAAUGACCAACAUUCCGAGAGUUUGUAUGAGCAAAACCUAAGAUCAGGAAGGUUUGCUUUUUAACGUGAGGUUUCCUAUAGUGGAUGACUACACCGUUUUCUACAGCUGCACAACAACUGUUUUUACAGACUGAUCAGUAAGGCCUAAUUUGUCCAUUCACAAUAGUGAAAUACUGCUGUCAUUUCUAUUAGAAACCUAAAGCCUUAGAUAUUAUAACGCAAGAUCAAACUGUAUGCUUCCUUCCUGAUUUUGUCUUACAGAAUGUAUUUAUUUUUUAAAUGUAUUUAUUAUUAUUUAAUAUAUGUAUUUAUUUACUAUUUGUCUAUUUAUUUAUGUGCUCAUUCAUUCAUUCAUUCAUUUAUGCACUUUCUUUAAGUUGCACUGUUUGAGCACAAUUUCGUGUAAUAGUAAACAAAGCUUCCAAUAUCUCUGGGUUGUAUGAAUGUUGACGUUCAACAGAGUGUGAGAUGUGAAUCUAUGAUAAAAUCACACUAAAGGCUUCUGUUUCACUGAUUCUUUUCUAUCCACGAAAGUAAACUAGCCACUUGUUUUGUCUGCUUUUUGGCAUGUGCUGAAAUGCUACCAUAUACGUAAACACCAAGUCAAUUAGAAUAUUCACAAACCUGUCAGCGGCAUUGGACAGUUGUACAACAACACCACAGAACAAUUUUAUAAAAAGGAUAUCGCUCUGAAAGAAAUAAGCAAGAAUAACAUCACACUAUACAGUAAUAGUAUUGUCACCACCUUUAAGGGACGAAACUAAAAAGGCUUGAUCAGGAGAUUGGAUUGUUACAGAGAUCGUCACAGCAUGUAUGGUUCACAGAGGUACUUUCCAUUUCAAAGUUGAAUCAUUUUACUUUUGAAAUUAUAUUGAUAGUAAUGUUGAGUAUGUGCAUAGCAACUAUUUAAGUGUCUCUGAGAAGGCAACCUGCAGAGGACGAGUUAAAGAAAACCUGAGGUAUCUCAAUAAAUUGAGUUAAUAAUCCAGGAAUAAAUGUAUGUUAAUAAACUCUCAGACAAAUAAGUUUAAUGACCUGCGAUUUCAGAUGCUUAAUUUUGCUACAGAUAUUCAAGAAUUGGUAAAGAAUCCUUGUGUUCAAACACAGCCAUCAGCACCACGAUCUGACUGGCUGGAAAGAAAGUGAGAGAUGGUCAAACUGCCUGCUGUCUGAUCCUCUUACCUGGCCAAUGAAUCUCGCCUCGCUGGCGUAUGGGGCUGCUGGGGGUCAGCACAAGUGACAUGGACGUGAGGCGACAUGGAGAGAAGGCUAAUAUUGGAUAAUGGGCUUCACAGCUGGCCACAGUGAUCCAGCAGCAGGGAGCAUUUACCUGCAUGGACACCACCUGAAUGGAAAAUGCCAGAAUGGCUUCAGCGAGACGAGACAGCGAUUCUGUCAGACACACACAGAACAAGAUAACUGGUAACUCCUCCAAAGUGGGCCCCUGCAGUAAUUACACAUCAGUGGCCUCUUUGGGUUUUCUCUUUUUUUUUAACCUUCUCUCGUAGGCUACUGCUUUUUUCUGUUUAAAGUUCUAUUCCAGAUACCUCAUUCUACUUGUAUAAGGCUACACCAAGCAAACUAAAUCCAAAUGAUGUUUACUCACUCUAAUGUAGACCAAAAUGUGUUGUAUUUUUCCCUCUUAUGCCGUAUAG
This is a messenger RNA of Alosa alosa (allis shad), 3773 nucleotides long. It is a transcript of the gene glra2, whose product is annotated as glycine receptor, alpha 2. Bases 445 to 1797 code for a protein of 450 amino acids. Gene Ontology annotation, molecular function: transmembrane signaling receptor activity; transmitter-gated monoatomic ion channel activity; chloride channel activity. The record is from RefSeq and is a predicted model, not a curated record. Gene Ontology annotation, biological process: nervous system process; chemical synaptic transmission; signal transduction. The transcript is spliced from 9 exons. Gene Ontology annotation, cellular component: neuron projection; plasma membrane; synapse. NCBI's taxonomy places the organism in Eukaryota, Metazoa, Chordata, Actinopteri, Clupeiformes, Clupeidae.